CCAGUUCCGGUCCUCCCCCCCACCUCGCCCUCACCUCGGCAAUCACACACGCCAAGGGCGAAAAACGUGGGACAACCACUCUCUUCGGUAUGGCUGCUGAAAGCCGUACUCAGUGGCAGCAAGACGCCUCCGACGACGACGACGACAUCAGCCUUGCAUCCUCGUCAUCAUCACCCACUCGCACCUCUGCGCCGGUGGGGUACGCACAAUUCCAGGGCGAGAGCGACGAGGAAGCAGACGAUGAUGAUAGCGAUGACGAGGACUUGAGUGACAGCGGAGACGACGACGAGGGCAGCGAAGAGGAAAGCUCCGAUCUCGAGGAAGACCAAAAGAGGGAAGAUGCCCUACGCAAGAAGAUGGCAUCAGUACCAUUUGGAGCUCUAGUCAAAGCACAGCGCUCUGUGGCCACUGCAUCUGACGAAGACAUUUCCGACAUCGAAGAGGAUGAAUGGGCCACAGAUAGAGCAAAGGCAGCACAGAGGCAGAGCAGCAAGCGAGUCAAGACCAACGAGUCCGUCGCCGAGUCGCACGAGGAGAAGCGGCGGCAAGUAAAAGAGAGACUAGCCGCAAUGAGGACAGCUUCUUCCAGCAGAGGCGAUGCAGCUGGCUCAGCUCGUGGUGAUGACGCAGACGGCGAACGGCAAAGACGAGAGCAUCGCGAGCUGCAGAAGAGGAGCAGCAAGCAUGCACCGGCGGAAAUGUCGUCCAGGAGACCCGUAUCUCGCAAGCGCUCCGUCAUCGAGACCCAAGCCAAGGAAGUGCGAGAUCCUCGCUUCUCCACCCUUUCAGGAAACGAGGUCGAUUCAGAUCUCUUCCGCCGCUCCUAUUCCUUUCUCCCAGACAUGCAACAUCAGGAGAUUUCCAGUCUGAAGCAGGCUCUCAGCAAGCUGCGCAAGGCAGAAACUCACCAGGCAGGGCCAAAGGCAACUUCCGAGGCAGCUCUCAAGAUCAGGGAAGAGCGCGAGAGGGUGGAGCGAGCGCUGAAGCGGGCAGAGGCCAAAGAGGCGGAGAGACAAAGACGUGACAGGGAGAGGGAGGUGAUGAAGACGUUCAAGAAGGACAACGAGGAGCGGGUCAGCCAGGGUGGCAAGAGAUUCUACCUAAAGGACUCGGCCAAGCGAGAGCUGCUGCUACAAGACAAGUUUUCGCGCCUGGCUGGCAAGAAGAGGGAUGGGGCGGAGGCAGCACCCGUUGUGGAAGGUGCAACGUCUUCCUCCAAAGCGCUUCGCAAAGCACUGGACAAGCGCAGGCGCAAGAAUGCUGCAAAGGAACGAAAGACGAUGCCAUUCCUCGAGGCUGGCAGACGAGGCGGUGCGGAAGGAGGUGGUUCUGGUGGGGGACCUCCGAUGCGAAGAAGUUCAGCGGGCAACAACGACUUCGGAGGGAAGAGGAAGAGAUGAGCAAGAGAAGACGAUUCUCCGUGUACUUGUAAACACUUUAUACAUUCAUUGCUUUUGUACGAAUUCCGCAUAGUAUCCACCAUGAGACUUGCGACGCUGCCCACUCAAAAUCAACAUCUAGUCGGUCCU
This is a messenger RNA of Microstroma glucosiphilum, 1529 nucleotides long. Its product is annotated as DUF947-domain-containing protein. Gene Ontology annotation, biological process: maturation of SSU-rRNA from tricistronic rRNA transcript (SSU-rRNA, 5.8S rRNA, LSU-rRNA). Gene Ontology annotation, cellular component: 90S preribosome; nucleolus. NCBI's taxonomy places the organism in Eukaryota, Fungi, Basidiomycota, Exobasidiomycetes, Microstromatales, Microstromataceae. Bases 90 to 1400 code for a protein of 436 amino acids. The record is from RefSeq and is a predicted model, not a curated record. The transcript is spliced from 2 exons.